Ascochyta rabiei is the source of this 2025-nucleotide messenger RNA. RefSeq names its product RNA helicase. Lineage: Eukaryota; Fungi; Ascomycota; Dothideomycetes; Pleosporales; Didymellaceae. The coding region runs from base 1 to 2025 and encodes 674 amino acids. The transcript has a single exon. The record is from RefSeq and is a predicted model, not a curated record. Gene Ontology annotation, molecular function: ATP binding; RNA binding. Gene Ontology annotation, cellular component: intracellular anatomical structure; catalytic step 2 spliceosome.
AUGGCUGAACAAGAAGAAUUCAAUCCACCAAUCAUUCCGGAUCUUUACAAGCCCCCUGCUCUCCUCCCGAUCGCCCAACUGAAAGAUCAACUCCUCUACACAAUCGAGACUCACCCUGUGACCAUCAUAGUCGGCGAAACCGGCAGCGGAAAGACUACCCAGAUACCUCAGUACCUUCUCAAUGCUGGAUGGUGCGCCUCUGGAUUUCAGAUUGCUGUAACACAGCCGCGCAGGAUAGCAGCUACCAGCGUAGCUGCGCGUGUCGCAGAAGAGCUAGAAACGCCAUUGGGUCAGAAGGUCGGGUACUCGAUACGCUUCGAGGAUGUCACGAGCGCAGCUACGCAGGUUAAAUUUGUGACUGAUGGGCUGUUAUUGCGGGAGAUGCUCGUCGAUCCAUUGUUGAAGCGGUAUUCAGUCAUCAUGGUUGAUGAGGCACAUGAGCGCAGCCUGAGUAGUGACGUGUUGCUGAGUCUGUUGAAGAAGGUUUUGAGGAAAAGAGAAGAUCUGAGAGUUGUGGUGAGUAGUGCUACCUUGGAGGCCGAGCGAUUUCUGGACUUCUUCAAUCCGGAUGAAGGCGAAAAGGUAUGGGGAAAGAGCAGGGAAGAGUAUGGGAGGAUCGUAGGUAUCCAGGGACGAACACAUCCAGUUGAGGUGCAGUACUUGGCUGAACCCACCAACAACUACAUCGAUCAAGCCGUUGAGGCCAUUAUGGAUAUUCACGAGAACGAAGCGGACGGCGACAUCCUAGUCUUCAUGACUGGGAGAGAAGAAAUUGACGAUUCAAUCGACAUGAUUAGCGACCGGGUCGCAGACCUGCCUUCUACAAAACAGAAACUCAUGCCCCUCCCUCUUUACGCUGGUCUUCCAACAGAAGAGCAAAUGUUCGUUUUCCAGAAAGCUCCCACCAACACCCGCAAAGUAAUUCUCAGCACCAACAUUGCUGAAGCCAGCGUAACCAUCGAAGGCAUUGUCUAUGUCAUAGACAGCGGCUACGUUAAACUACGCGCCUACGACGCUCGUCUCGGAAUCGAAAACCUCAACGUCGUCCCUGUCUCGCGCGCCUCUGCUACCCAAAGGUCUGGCCGCGCAGGCCGCACACGUCCCGGCAAAUGCUUUCGACUGUACACAGAACAAGCCUUCAAGAACCUUGAGGAGGCCACCUUCCCUGAGAUCCAACGUUCAAAUCUUGCACCUGUCCUUUUACAACUUCUUAAUCUGGGCAUCACAAACCUCAUCCGCUUCGACUACCUCUCACCCCCACCUUCGGCACUCGUAACCCGCGCUCUCGACCUCUUAUACUCCCUCGGCGCCCUCGACAACAACGCACGCCUGACAAAACCCUUGGGGGCACGCAUGGCCGAACUGCCCCUGGAACCGAUGCUGUCGCGCGCACUCCUCAACGCUGCAAGUCCCGACUUCAGCUGCCUCAGCGAGAUGCUCAGCAUCGCCGCGAUGAUGACCUUACAGGGCAACGCCUUCAUCUCGCACAACGACAACAAGGCUCAGCUCGAGAAAGCCCGGCGCCGCUUUGCUGUCUCGGAAGGCGACCAUCUGUCGCUGUACAAUGUGUUCACAGCCUUCGUCCAGAACGGGCAGAACGUGCAAUGGUGUCGUGAGAAUUGUCUGAAUCAUAAGAGUUUGGUCAAGGCGGUUAGCGUGCGUAAGCAGCUAGCAGCGUAUCUGGAUCGGUUCGGUGUGAAGGAGAGCGCGCUGUCUGUGCCAGAUGUACUGCGGGUUGGCGGCAGACCGUUGGCAGAACGAGUGAGGAGGUGUCUUGCGACGGGAUUCUUUGCGCAUGUGGCGAAAAUGAAGAGUGAUGGGAGUUUCUCGACAGUGGAUGGGAAGACGACGCUGUGGGCGCAUCCCAGUUCGGUGUUCUUCCAUCGUAAGGCGGAUUGGGUAAUCUAUACGGAGAUUCUGUCGACGAGGGAUAAAAUUUACAUUCGAGAUUUGUCGACCGUGGAUAUGGACUGGUUGGCGGAAUAUGCGCCGGAGUACUACAAGGUCAAGGAUGGACGAAGAUGA